AUGGAUCGACUAUCUGAAAAGUUAUUAGAUUCGUCUAUAAAAUCUAAUCAUACUUUCUUGCUCGCUCACUAUCCUAAAGCUACAUUAUUAUAUGGAAGAACUUCUAAAGGUGAAACUUUUGAGGACUUAUCAAAUCAUAUCAGCGUUUACAUGUGUGGCCAUUUGCAUAAACUCGCUAUUGGUCUUGGUGAUCACUUACAGAUAUAUCGACCUACUAAUUAUCUAGAGUUAGAACUAGGAGAUAUGAAAGUUAAUGCUGUUUAUCGUAUCUUAGCUAUUGACCAUGAUUUAGUCAGCUUUAUUGAUGUCCAAUUACCUCUACCCGAAAUUCCUUUAAGAACCCCUCCGCCACCGGCGGUUGGUUUUUCGAUUUUGCCUGAAAAAUUGUCCUAUCCACCGAUCAUAUUAAUUACUAACCCUAAAGGAUCCGCAUACAAUAAUAUUACCAUCUCUUUGGAUGGAAAGGUACAUGAUCAAGAUGUGAAUUACAAGGGAAAUUCUAAGAAUGAUAAAGAAUAUUUACCCCUAUGGACUUCUCAAUGGGAUCCUUCGAAAUUUGACGAUGGUAAAGAUCAUGUAAUUGUUGUCAAAGCCCUUGAUACUUCGGGUCAAGUAGGUGAGAGGCAAAAUGUCGACAAGGUUAUACAACAUUCUAACACGCAACUAAAAUUUGAGAUUGUUGAGACAGCCAUUUAUCACGAUACUGAUUAUCGCGAUUGGAAAACGACAAGAUCUAGCGAACAACCAGAUUUGAUUGAUCUUACAUCAAUUGAAGGUUAUAGUUCAUCCAAUAAACUUCCGUCAGAAAUAAGCGUUAGCCUUAAAGAUCUUAUCAGGUCUACUAAAAAAAAUGCAAUUGACCACAAUAAUCCUGAAAAUACUCAAGGCACAGUAACCAAAGUUACGCAAGCAUCCCAAAAAUCAACACCAAACACUACUUCUAAUCUAGGUGAAUCCUCCAAAGACCAAACAUUCAAUGAAGCAAAAAAGGCAUUACAGCUUUGGAGAAAGGAUGAGAAAAUCCACAAAGAAUUACAAAUAAUAAAAUCUCCAAAUUCGGCCGAAUUUUUUAAAAUGACACAAGAAGAAAUUAAGGCCAGAAAAGCAAUAAUAACUGAUGCACAAGAAAAAAUAAGGACGUGGAUUUUAAAACUAUGGCCACAUCCUCGUACUCUUGGAAUUAGACAAAUGACAGAAGGGUUAACUGCUUUCACCUUAAAGAAACGAUCUUUAAACCCUUCAGUAGUUGGAGUAAAUAUAAUUAUUCAAUCAAAACCAAUGAUUUUAACUGCUACCGUUACUGGCACUAAAUAUGACCGUAUCGAAAAUUGUCAUAAACCAAAAAUUGUUAUGGAUAUAUUAGACUUACGACAAUAUAUUCUCAAGCAUUGUCCAACAUAUCAAUGUCCACCAAUUAAAAAUAAUGAUCACAAUAAUCCAUGGGAUGAUAUCUAUUUCCUGAAUGAAAUCUUACCAAAACUUACAGAAGAAGCUAUAAGCAUUCAAAACCAACCUGGAUUAUUUUUGACUGUUAAAGAAGCUAUUAUUCGUGGUUUGGAAGGAUAUAAUUUAUUUGAAUGUAAAUUAUGCGCUGAGAAUACUUCAUAUUAUUCAAAUUCUAGGUUCUUUCACCUUAAAGGAAUUUAUAAACAUCUAGAAAGCAAAAGACAUAAUAUUCAUAUUCGUAACGUUUAUAAUUAUCACAACGAAGACUAUAUCCAAGUUAAUCCUAAAGAAUAUGUCUUGGCUUUCUGCAAAGAACUUCCUCCAAAGAUUCUUCCACUUGAAAGAAAACGUUAA
Molecule: messenger RNA, 1800 nt
Organism: Racocetra fulgida
Lineage: Eukaryota; Fungi; Glomeromycota; Glomeromycetes; Diversisporales; Gigasporaceae
Source: the annotation of a GenBank genome assembly